This is a messenger RNA of Phlebotomus argentipes, 1620 nucleotides long. RefSeq names its product 1-acyl-sn-glycerol-3-phosphate acyltransferase gamma-like. The coding region runs from base 221 to 1381 and encodes 386 amino acids. The record is from RefSeq and is a predicted model, not a curated record. The transcript has 5 exons. Gene Ontology annotation, molecular function: 1-acylglycerol-3-phosphate O-acyltransferase activity. Gene Ontology annotation, cellular component: endomembrane system. Lineage: Eukaryota; Metazoa; Arthropoda; Insecta; Diptera; Psychodidae.
GAAGUUGAGGGCGAUUUGUCAGUCGGACUCCGUUGAAAUGUCUCUCUCGCAGUCGUGUGUAGUUUUUUGUGAAAAUCACACUGAAUAAUAGGCCACGCGAGAAGGCAGCGCGAUUAAGUCCCCCAGCAGAGUUCAGAGUUUAAUGGGAGUGAGCAGGAGUGGUGAAUAAGCUUUUCGCAGAGAGACAGUGAGAGAGAGAGAGAGAGAGAGAAAGCUGAGAAUGAGCUGGAUUAGGAGGAUAAAGCAAUCGACGCCGGUUCACCUGUGCCUGGCCGUCACGUUCUUCACAUCAGGCCUCAUCAUCAAUGCCACGCAAUUGGUGCUCUUCAUCACCCUAAAGCCCUUCAAUAAGACCCUCUACCGCUCUCUAAUGUUCUACCUGUGCUACUCACUCUACAGCCAAAUUGUGUUCCUCACCGACUGGUGGUCUAACAGUCGCAUAAUCCUGUUCAUCGAUGACGAAUCGAUCAAGAAGCACUUUGGGCGGGAGCACGUGAUUGGCCUGAUGAACCACACGUACGAGAUCGAUUGGCUCGUUGGGUGGUCAUUUUGUGAUAAGAUCCGCGUCCUGGGCAACUGCAAGGCGUACGCGAAGAAAGUCAUCCAGUAUCUGCCCAUCAUUGGCUGGGCGUGGAAGUUCUCCGAGUUUGUGUUCCUUGAGCGUUCCUUUGACAAGGACAAGGAGAUGAUUGGGAGACAACUGGCCAAUCUCUUGGCAUAUCCUGAUCCCAUAUUUCUUCUGCUGACGCCGGAAGGGACGAGAUUCACGAAGGAGAAGCAUGAGGCGUCGGUGAAGUUUGCCAAGGAGAAGGGCACAACUGCACUCACUCAUCAUCUCAUCCCGAGGACCAGAGGCUUCACCACGAGUCUGCCGCACAUGAGGGAUAAGUGUCCGGGGAUUCUGGAUGUGCAGUUGGCCUUCAAGAGGGACGACAAGGUGGCUCCGACUGUGUCAAAUCUUCUCUGUGGUCGCGGUGUCACGGCCUACAUGUACAUCAACAGGAUUGACAUGAGAGAUGUGCCGGAGAAAGAGGAAGAAGCCGCUGAGUGGCUCCAGGAACUGUUCAGGCAGAAGGAUCGCAUGCAGGAGAGUUUCCACACGCACGGUGACUUCUUUGCCACAUCGGGAGUGGCGCCGAAGCCACAGCAUGAGUUCAAGCCGCGUCUCUCGACGCUGCUCAACACCACCGGCUGGGCUGUGGUCACUCUCACGCCAAUGACAUUCUAUCUGAUCAAGAUGCUGCUCAGCGGCGAGAUAAUCUUCUUCUCCAUUGGUGCUGGUGUUCUCUUCACUUUUCAUACGCUGCUUCAGAAGGCCAUUGGGAUGUCGAAGAUCAGCAAAGGAUCGACUUAUGGUGCUGUCCAGAGGGAUCAUCAGUAGGGAGCUCAGAGAUUGCUUCAGCGAGAGAGGCGCAACGAAUAUAGGCGAGGGAAAGGUUUUCAGAGAUAUAUUCACUUCAGAACCACCUCAAAACUGUACAAAAUGUUAUAUAUUUUGUAUGUUCUCUACAAUUUAUUUUCUUCUGAGCCAUUGAGCUUCCUGGACCAGUGAGGGUUUUUAGUUACCUCCUCAAUUGCCGGUCUCUUGCUUUUGCCUUUAUGGAGUGGGGGAAUUGUGUA